AACCUAAAAUUGGUUUGAUUUUUCUUCCCAAAAGAAAACGGAUGUUUACGUGCCCCUUACAGCCGUACCUGCGAGACUCCGCAGGGCCCAUGGGAAACCCUAUCUCAUUUAAGUAAAGCUCAUCCUUAUUCUAAAGCCCAAAAAAAAAAAAAAAAACUCAACUUUCUCUUUGUCCCCGGGCCUGAUGUUUUCAAAGAGGUCCACAAUCAGCCCAAUGAGCCUUAUCCACCCUAUCCUUCUUCUCACUUUUACAACCCAGUUGCAGUUGAUCAUUCCUCAAUUGGAGAGAUUAUCCUUAUCAAAAGGUGACAUCAAUACGAUAAGAAAAUCCCGAUUUAAACAAGACUUCUUUUUCAAUGUUAAAGUCCUUCGAAUUUCUCUUGGCAUUGGUGGUGAAUCAGCUAUUUUUCCAAUCAGCAUCCUUCGGAGAUUCUACAAUUUGGAAAAACUUGUUUUAACAUAUUGUUCUCUCGAAGAGUUAUUCCCCGCACAUGGACAUGGAAAGGUUGAAGAAGAAGAGGAGCAGAAACACUUUGAGACCCAACUCUCAAGGAUUAAAACAUUAAAGCUGGAAUACAUUACUAAUCUUAGGCAAGUUUGGAGAGGAGACUCGUCAAGUGUUCUUCCAAAUCUUGAAACACUUAAAGUAAUUCGGGGUGAUGAUUUGAUCAGUUUAUCGACGUCUACGGUAUCAUUCAAGAAUCUCACAACUUUAGAGGUAUGGUGUUGCAAUAAAAUGGAAAACUUGGUUUCAGUUGCAACAGUCCAAAGCCUGGUGAAUGUAAAGAGUAUGACGGUAAGCCAUUGCCUUAAGCUGAGGGAAAUAGUUGGAAGCCAAGAAGAUUUGACACAAGAUCCUAUCAUUUUCAGCAGUUUGAGAUAUUUGAAACUUGAAUGUUUGAUAAGAUUAGCAUGCUUCUGUUCUGGGAAAUUCAUCUUCGAUUUCCCAUAUCUGGAGCAACUAAUUGUGGAACAGUGCCCUAAAUUGGAGAUCUUCUCUAAGACAGACCCAAUAACACCACGGCUGCUGCAAGUGCAGGGACGAAAAUUGUGGAAUUUGGAAGGUGACCUUAAUGCCACCAUACAAAGAAUGUAUACGGCAAAGGUUGGAUUUAUUUGUUUGAUGAAUUUGAGUCUCUCCGAGUUUCCUGAACUGAUUCAAAAUUGGCAGACUAGGAGUCUUCCAAUCCUAGAUUUUAGAUACCUUCUUCGUCUCGAUAUUUGUAAUUGCAACAGCUUGGGAUACCUGUUAACGCCAUCUAUGGUCAGGAGCCUUGUGCAACUUUAUCAUUUGGAGGUAAAACACUGCACAAGAAUGGAUGCAGUGAUAAUGGAAGAAGGAACAGAAAAUCUGAUAACAGAAAAUAAGAUAAUACUCCCUUGCUUGAGCCUGAUUAUUCUGGAGUCUUGUUCAGACUUGACAAGUUUCUGUGUGGGAAGUUGCACAUUCCAGUGUGCAGUCUUAACAAGAGUUGAAGUACUUAACUGUCCAAAAAUGACUACAUUUGUUUCGACAUUCCCUAGAGAGCUAGAGAAGGAGAACCCUCAAGCCUUUUUCAGCAGCAAGGUUGCUUUUCCCAACUUGGAAUGGAUGACUAUCACCCACUUGAAAAACUUGGAGAUCAUAUGGCACAGCAAACUAUAUGCAGAUUCUUUUUGCAGACUAAAAUCAUUAACAAUUGUAAAUUGUGAAAAGCUAUCAGUUGUUUUUCCAUCUGCUGAUAUAGAGGGAAGAAUCUGGAAAUCCUUAGAGGAGUUAAUUAUAAAUCAAUGUGGCUCGCUAGAAGGGAUAUUUGAAAUUGACAAGUUCAAUGUCAAACAAACACAAGAUGUGAUUGACACCAAGUUGAGAAAAUUGAUUAUUGCUGAUCUAGCAAGAUUGAAGCAUGUGUGGAAUAAGGAUCCCCAAGGAUUACUCAGUUUUCACAACCUGGAAUCAGUGGAGGUAAGCUAUUGUCAGAGUCUCAAAAUUUUGUUUCCAACUUCAAUAGGCAAAAGCCUUUUGCAACUUCAAAAGCUACAUUUAUACCGGUGUGGGGUGGAGGAAAUUGUCACAAUAGGAGAACAAGGAGUAGAAGCAAUUGUCAACUUUCAAUUUCCUCGAGUAUCAAGUCUUAAGCUUGAGGCGCUACCAAGACUCCAAUGUUUCUACCCAGGGAAGCACACAACAGUGUGGCCAAUGUUAAAAGAGUUUUGUUUUUCCCAUUUCAAUCAAGCAAAGAGAACAGACGGGCAUGGGCAACUUGACUUCCCUGUACGAUUGCCACUUUUCUCCAUAAAAAAGAUCAUCCAUCAAUUGGAAAAACUAUCAUUAGCAAGACAUGACAUUGCAAUGAUAUGUGAACAUGAGUCUAAACAAGACAUUCUUUUCAAUAUCAAAGUUCUUCAAAUUCAGGGCUAUCUCGAUGAUGAACUAGAUGUUUUACCUGUUGGAUUCCUAAGAAGGUUUUGCCAUCUAGAAAAUCUUGUUGUGACAUACUGUAAUUUUAAAGAGUUGUUCCCUUCAAAAGGAGAAGUUGAAGAACAAGAGAAACACAUUGAGAUUGAGACACUCUCAAGGAUUAAAACAUUAAAACUACAAUUCCUUCCAUAUUUGAAGCAUAUAUGGAGCCAUGACUCAACAACUGGUCUUCAAAAUCUUGAAACUCUUGAUAUACUCAGAUGUGAUAGUUUGAUUAUAUUAUCAAAUUCAAUUUCAUCUUUCCAGAAUCUCACCACUUUGAGUGUAAUAAAUUGCAAAGGGAUGAUAAAUUUGGUUUCAAUCUCAAUAGCGCAAAGUCUGGUGCAGCUAAAAAGUAUGACUGUAGAGAGAUGCUACAUGUUAACUGAUAUAGUUGGAAAUGAAGGAGAUGGAAUGCAAGAUUUUAUCGUGAUCACUUUUACUAAACUAAAAUUUUUGAGACUUCAACGGUUGCCAAGAUUAGAAAGCUUUUGUUCAAAAAAUUUCACCUUCAAAUUCCCAUGUUUAGAAGAGGUAACCAUGAAUCAAUGCCCCAAGUUGAAGAUCUUUAGUGAGGGAGACCUAAAUACACCAUUGCUACAGAGAGUAUUAAUUGAAGAAGAGAACAAGUGCCGUUGGGAAGGUGACCUUAAUACCACCAUACAAAGAAUGUACAUGGAAGAGGUUGGAUUUGCUAAGUUACAACUUUUGAUGCUAUCAAAUUUUCCAAAGUUCAUGGAAACAUGGCAUAUCACGAAUCCUCAUGAACUCUUAGAUUUCAGACAGCUUCAAGUGCUGGAAAUUUGUAAUUGUAGCAAGUUCAGGUACCUCUUAACCCAUUCCAUGGCCAUGGGCCUUGUGCAACUCUUUCGAUUAAUAGUAAAAAACUGUGGGACAAUGGAACAAGUGAUAAUGGGAGAAGGAGCAGAAAAUAAAAUGGAAUUUCCACAUCUUUGGUUGAUCAAUCUAGAGUCUUGUUUAGAUUUGACAAGUUUCUAUGUGGGAAGUCAUAGUCUUGAGCUUCCAAGAUUAAAUGAUUUUAUUGUAAAGGACUGCCCAAAGAUGGUCACAUGUGCUGCUUCCACAUCCUCAGAAGAGCAUGACAAAGAGGAAUCCCAAUACCUCUUUAGCAGCAAGGUGGAGACUCCCAACUUGGAGUUUUUGAGUCUAUCUUCAAAUAACAUUCAACACAUUUUGGAUAAUUCGAUUUCAAGAAUCUCUUCUUAUGUCCAAAAUUUAAGAGAGUUGUGUGUGGAGGGUUGUGAUAAUUUGAAAUAUCUAUUGACAUCCUCCAUGGUUAAGAGUUUUGAAAGAUUGAAUUGGCUCAAGAUUGGGGAUUGUAAUAUGAUGGAAGAGGUAAUUCUUGUGGAAGAAUCAAUGGAUGAGGAAACGAUUUGCAAGAUUUUCUUUCCUAACCUAGAGUUCCUACUACUCCAAGACCUUCCAAAACUCAAAAGAUUUUGUUUUGGAAAUUACUUGGAAUUACCAUGCCUUUGGAAACUUAAGAUAAGCAAGUGCCCUGUGCUGAAGAGUUUCAUCUCUAGCUUUAUUUUUGGAGACAUGAUAGCCAGUUCUAAAAAUGUCAAAAACACUUGUACACUUUCUCUCUUUGACGCAAAGGUGACGUUCCCCAAAUUAGAGCGUUUGGUAAUAGAACAUGUGAAGAGCUUGAAUAAGAUAUGGAACGAACAACUCGAAGUAGAUUCUUUUUGCCACCUAACUUUGGUGAGUGUGGUUUCAUGUGAAAAGUUAAUGAAUAUUUUCCCAUUUAGUAUGGUGGGAAGGCUUCAGAGACUAGACAAGCUCCGAAUAUGGAACUGUGAUUUGCUUGAAGAGAUACUUGAGUCUCGAGAACCUGGUGUUAGCCAAUCACAAGCUCAAAAGGCCACUCCGCUACCUUUGUUGGAAACUGUCACAUGCUUGGAGGAUGAUAUGAAGGAUGGGAUUGUCUUUAGCAAACUCAAGUAUUUGCAACUUUGUGGUCUACCUAGAUUUUCAAGCUUUUGCUCUGUUAAAUGCAAGUUUGAGUUCCCAUUUUUGGAAGAGGUGAUUUUGAUGGAUUGUCCAAGGAUGCAGACUUUCUCUAUGGAUGAAACAAGAACACCAAAACUGCAGAAAGUAAAAUUGACUGCAGAUGAAGAUGAAGGCUUUUGGGAUGGCAACCUAAACUCGACCAUACAACUACAUUUCACGCAAAAGAGUCAACGUGAUUCCGAAAAUGAGAUUAAAGAAAUUGCGGUUCCUAUCCUUUCCAAGUGAAAUUUGAUGGUCUGAAUGGUUUACUCAUAAGUUGGACGUGAAGUUGUCAAAUUGCUUGGUGCCUAGAAUAUUACCUCACUAACUAAAAUUGAUGCCUUCUUUCUAUUGAAAAGAAAAAGGCAGAUCUUUUCUAUUUCCUGAACUCAUGCGCAACUUGUAUUAUGUAGUAUUAAAUUCAUACAAAGCCU
Molecule: messenger RNA, 4887 nt
Organism: Rubroshorea leprosula
Lineage: Eukaryota; Viridiplantae; Streptophyta; Magnoliopsida; Malvales; Dipterocarpaceae
Source: the annotation of a GenBank genome assembly